Messenger RNA from Arabidopsis lyrata subsp. lyrata, 6007 nucleotides. RefSeq names its product DDB1- and CUL4-associated factor homolog 1. The record is from RefSeq and is a predicted model, not a curated record. Lineage: Eukaryota; Viridiplantae; Streptophyta; Magnoliopsida; Brassicales; Brassicaceae. The transcript is spliced from 13 exons. Bases 155 to 5884 code for a protein of 1909 amino acids. Gene Ontology annotation, cellular component: nucleus; Cul4-RING E3 ubiquitin ligase complex. Gene Ontology annotation, molecular function: protein binding. Gene Ontology annotation, biological process: protein ubiquitination.
AUCUACCACCUCCUUGUUCUGCUGCGCUUCUUACUCUCUACAACUAUAAGCUCUUUUUCGUUUUUCCUUUCAAUAAUUUCUAUUUCUUUUUCCGCGAUCCCAACGUCUGAAUUGAUCGUCGUUUCUGGGUUUUUCUUUGAAAAGAGAGGUAUCUAUGGACGGGCAAGAGCAUGCCGAGGUCCCUAAUCAGAUGGUUGAGGAUGAACAAUCGGUUGUUGCGGCGGAGGCAAUUACAGAGUUGGCGAAUUCAAACAACGAAGCUAAUCCUGAAGAAGGAGGACAACAGGAAGGAGAAGAAGAGAGUGUGGAGGACGAGCUUAUAGCGAAGGCGCAGAAGCUUAUGGAUGAUAUUACUUCCGUUGCUAAUAACCCUAAUCCUAAUUUCCUUCACGCUCUUAGUCAUCUUCUCGAAUCUCAGGAGUCUCUGUUCUUAGAGGAGAAUGGCCAUUUCUCCAAUGCUCGCGGUAGUCAUAGCAGUGGCAAGCUGUGUACUCUCAUCCGAGAAAAUGAUGAGUUUUUUGAAUUGAUAUCGUCAACUUUUCUAUCUGAGAAUUCUUACUCAACCGCCGUAAAGGCAGCCUCUGCAAGAUUGCUAAUGAACUGUUCGCUUACUUGGAUGUAUCCUCAUGUUUUCGACGAUGCUGUUACCGAAAACUUUAAAAAUUGGGUUAUGGAAGAAGCAGUCAAGUUUCCUGGUGAAGACUCUGGCAGGAAGGAAGCCUCAGAUUCUGAAAUGUUAAAGACUUAUUCUACAGGACUUCUUGCUCUCUCUCUCGCCAGUCGUGGGCAAAUAGUUGAAGACGUUUUGACAUCAGGACUAUCUGCUAAGCUUAUGCAUUAUCUUCGAGUACGAGUUAUUGGAGAGCCAAGCACAAGCCGUAGAGAUGCCCUUCACACAACUGAGACUAAACAUGUGUCCUUAAAAACAAAAGAAGAAGGUCGAAGUAGGGUGCGUAAGGUUGUGGAUACAGUUGAAGGUGACCAUGUUUUUGAGACGGACUCUGGCAGAGAGAUGGGACAAACUGAUGUACAGUCUGAUGGUGAAUUCGAAAUCGAUGGCAGGGAAAUAUUUAAUGUUUCAGGUGUUGUUGAUUGUAAAAUUAAACCUGGAGAUGACAAUAGUGGAAGAGAUGACCCUUCAAGACACAGACUGAACCGAUCAAAAUCGAGGGGGAGAGGAAGGGUUAACGAAGGUGCAACUGAUACAGAAGUUCUCUUGGCAUCUCCUAGAUCAGGUCGUCCAGUUGUCAGAGAUAAGGAUCUAUCAAAAUUUUCAGAUGGCAGAAAUGGAGAAGAUGUGACCAUAUGUCUGGGGAAAAUGAAGUCUGGUAUAAUGGAGAUAGAGAGAGAGGAUGACGAUGAAUGCUUUCAAGGUUGCAUAAUAGGAACGAAAAACAUAAUUGAUCUAGUAAAGAGAGCCGUUGGAGCUGCAGAAACGGAAGCUAGAGCUGCCCAUGCUCCUGAUGACGCAGCUAAAGCAGCUGGCGACGCUGCAGCAGAGCUUGUUAAAACUGCUGCUUUGGAGGAAUUCAAGUCUUCUGGCAGUGAAGAAGCUGCUGUGUCGGCUGCUACUCGAGCAGCUAUUACAGUCAUAGAUGCUGCAGAGGUUUCAAGAAAUCCUACUUGUGUCACAUCUGAUCAGACAACAGAUGUUAGUGAAGUUUCACUUCCAGAUAUCGAAUCUUUGGCUCAGUUACAAGAAAAAUAUUGCAUCCAGUGCCUUGAGAUACUGGGAGAAUAUGUCGAGGUUCUCGGGCCUGUACUGCAUGAAAAAGGUGUUGAUGUAUGCAUUAUGCUGCUGGAACGUACAUCCCAGUGUGAUGAUAGUUCUACAGUGUCUCCUUUGUUACCUGAUGUCAUGAAGUUAAUUUGCGCUUUGGCUGCGCACCGGAAGUUUGCUGCGAUGUUUGUUGACCGGGGUGGCAUACAAAAAUUACUUGCUGUUCCAAGGGUUUCUGAGACGUUUUAUGGUCUCUCAUCUUGCUUAUACACCAUUGGCUCUCUUCAGGGUAUAAUGGAGCGUGUCUGUGCACUUCCAUCGGAUCUCAUACAUCAAGUUGUUAAAUUAGCUAUCGAACUUCUCGACUGUUCCCAGGAUCAAGCCAGAAAAAAUUCAGCUUUAUUCUUUGCUGCUGCUUUUGUCUUUAGAGCCAUUUUAGAUGCAUUUGAUGCUCAUGAUAGUUUGCAGAAACUCCUUGCAAUUCUUAAAGAUGCAGCCUCAGUUAGAACUGGUGCUAAUUCUGACCGAUCAGCUCCUGAAGUCAUGACGUCCUCAGAGAAACAGAUGGCUUUCCACACGUGUUUUGCUUUGCGCCAGUAUUUUAGAGCUCAUCUUCUUUUGCUUGUUGAUUCAAUCCGUCCUAGCAGAAGUAGCCGAGGUGGUGUGCGAAAUGUUCCUAAUAUAAGGGCAGCCUAUAAGCCCCUUGACAUCAGCAAUGAAGCUGUUGAUGCCAUCUUCCAUCAGUUACAGAAGGAUAGGAAGUUGGGUCCGACCUUUGUGCGAACUCAGUGGCCUGCUGUCAAUAACUUUUUGGCCUCCUCUGGACAUGUUACCAUGUUGGAACUUUGUCAGACUCCACCAGUAGACCGUUAUCUGCAUGAUCUACUUCAGUAUGCUUUUGGGGUUCUUCACAUAGUUACAUCAAUACCUGAUGGCCGCAAAGCAAUUGCGCAUGCCACACUCAGCAACAAUCGUGCUGGCAUUGCUGUCAUUCUGGAUGCAGCAAAUAUUUCCAACAGCAUAGUAGACCCUGAGAUCAUUCAGCCUGCACUAAAUGUCCUAAUCAAUCUGGUGUGCCCACCACCAUCAUUAAGCAAUAAGCCGCCCCUUGCACAAAAUCAUCAACCUGUUCCCGGCCAAGCCACUACCCGUCCCUCUACUGAUGUUGCUGUAGGUACUCAGUCCACUGGUAAUGCUCCGCAAACUCCUGUUGCACCAGCAUCUUCAGGUUUGGUUGGGGAUCGGAGAAUUUUCUUAGGAGCAGGAACUGGUUCUGCUGGCCUUGCUGCUAAGUUGGAGCAGGUUUAUCGUCAAGCCCGUGAAGCUGUUCGUGGGAAUGAUGGUAUAAAAAUUCUUUUAAAACUUCUUCAGCCCAGAAUAUAUGUGAAUCCCCCUGCUACCCCAGAUUGUCUACGAGCGCUGGCUUGCAGGGUACUUCUUGGUCUGGCUAGAGAUGAUACAAUUGCACAAAUACUGACUAAACUUGAGGUUGGUAAGAGUUUAUCAGAACUAAUUCGGGAUUCAGGUGGUCAGUCAAGUGGCACAGAUCAGGGCAGAUGGCAGGCUGAACUUGCUCAGGUGGCGCUCGAGCUAAUAGGGAUUGUGACAAAUUCAGGGCAUGCGACUACACUAACAGCCAGUGAUGCUGCUACUCCAACACUGAGGCGCAUUGAAAGAGCUGCCAUUGCAGCAGCAACGCCUAUAACUUAUGAUUCUAAGGAGCUUUUGCUGCUUAUCCAUGAGCACCUCCAGGCAUCAGGUCUUGGUGAAACUGCUUCAGCACUGUUAAAAGAGGCUCAAUUAACUCCUCUACCUUCAUUGGCUUCCCCUUCUUCUAUUGCAUAUUCCUCUACACAGGAGAUGUCUACGCCGCUAGCUCAGGAACAAUGGCCCUCUGGCCGUGCUAACAGUGGAUUUUUCACCAGCAAACCCAAAGUCUGUGCACAUGACGAAGAUCCUAAUUCUAGAUGUAAUGCGGCUAUAUCUGCCAAAAAGAAGCAUUUGGCUUCCUCGACACUGGAGAUACCCACACCAGUAGCACAGCAACAGUGGCCAUCAGGCCGUGCUAACAGUGGGUUUUUCCCCAGCAUACCCAGAAUCAAUGCACUUGAUGAAGAUCCUAGUUCGAGAGGUAACGCUGCUCCAUCUGCAAAGAAGAAGCAGUUGACUUUCUCACCCAGUUUUAGUUUGCAGUCACGAAAGCAAUCUUUCUCCCAUGACGCUCAACCUCAGUCUACACAGAGAAUAAAUAGUAGUUCGAAUUCAGAUCCUGCUUGGGCAGAUACAUCAGAAACUGCUGCAGAAUUAGUUUUGAAGAACGAUCUUGAUGCCGAUGCUCAAUUUAAGACCCCGAUUUCCUUUCCAAGAAAACGGAAAUUGUCUGAGCUUAGAGACCCAGAGUUGUCAGUUCCGGGUAAAAGAAUCAAUUUGGGUGAGUUAGGACUACGAUCUCCAGCUUGUCCAACCACAUCUUCCUUGCGUAGGAAUUCAACCAUUGCGGAAAGCUCAGGUUUGCAAACACCAGCUUCAGCUUUAGAUGCCAACCAAUCUGGGAGUUCCAGACUGGGCCAGAUGACACCUGCUUCUCAGCUAAGGCUUCCAAGUGAUCCCCAGCCUUCAAAUCCAGAACGGUUAUCACUAGACUCCCUUGUGGUUCAGUAUUUGAAGCACCAACACAGGCAGUGCCUGGCUCCAAUAACAACUCUUCCCCCUGUGUCUCUCCUACAUCCGCAUGUCUGUCCUGAACCUAAACGGUUACUUGAAGCUCCACUAAACAUCACUGGCCGUCUUGGGACCCGUGAGCUUCAAAGUUUCUACAGUGGAGUCCAUGGUAAUCGCAGGGAUCGUCAAUUUGUUUUCAGCAGAUUCAAAUCUUGGAGAUCUUUCCGGGAUGAGACUGCUCUCUUUACAUGCAUUGCACUUCUUGGUGGUACUAAUCAUUUAGCAGUCGGUAGUCAUGCUGGAGAAAUCAAGAUAUUUGAAGCUAGCAGCGGAACCUUGCUUGAGAGUUUCUCAGGUCACCAGGCUCCGGUUACACUUGUUCAGCCGUAUGUCUCUGGGGAUACUCAGUUGUUACUUUCUUCGAGCUCCAGUGAUGUACAGUUGUGGGACGCGUCUUCUAUAACUGGUGGGCCUAGACACUCCUUUGAUGGAUGCAAGGCUGCAAAAUUCAGCAACUCUGGGCUACAAUUUGCAGCACUUUCUUGUGAAGCAUCAACAAAAGAUGUUCUUCUAUAUGAUGUACAGACCUGCAGUCCUUGCGAUAAACUCACUGACACAGUCACAUCUUCUCGAAGUAAUCCCUAUUCUCUUGUACACUUCAGCCCUUGUGAUACACUAAUUUUGUGGAAUGGUGUUCUCUGGGACCGCCGUAUACCCGAGUCUGUCAGUCGGUUUGAUCAAUUUACUGAUUAUGGUGGCGGUGGUUUUCAUCCUUCUAGGAACGAGGUGAUCAUAAACUCAGAGGUCUGGGACAUGAGGAAUUUCAAGCUUCUUCGAAGUGUACCAUCACUGGACCAGACAGCUAUUACGUUCAACUCCAGGGGAGAUGUUAUAUACGCAAUGCUGAGGAGAAACAUCGAAGACGUAAUGUCUGCAGUUCACACACGCCGUGUGAAACAUCCCUUGUUUGCUGCUUUCCGCACUCUUGAUGCGAUCAACUACUCAGACAUUGCCACUAUACCUGUGGACCGAUGUCUUCUUGACUUUGCCACAGAACCAACAGAUUCGUUCCUUGGACUGAUCACAAUGGAAGACCAAGAAGAUAUGUUUUCCUCGGCCAGGAUGUAUGAGAUUGGUAGACGGAGGCCAACAGAUGAUGACUCGGAUCCCGAUGAUGAUGAUGAGACGGACGAUGAAGAUGAAGAUGAUGAAGACGAGGAAGAUGACCUGGACCGAAUUCUGGGACUAGGUGUAGACGAUAGCGAUAGUGGGGAUGAUGACCUUAGCAGCGACGACAAUGAAGAUAGUGUGAGCGAUUUUGAUGAAGAAGGAGAGAUUCUUAUUGACGGUCUUGACGGUGGCUUUAUGGGGAUUAUAGAAGGUGAGGAUGAAGACGAUGAUAAUGGUGGUGAUGGUGAGGAUGAUGAUGAUGACGGUGAGAUGCAGGAUUUCAUGAGCAGUGGCGAAGAAGAUGAUUAUAGAGACAAUAUUCGUUCUUCCUAAGGUUUUUUAAAUCUUAUUUACUUUUGAGCUCUACAGAUCACUAAGAUGGAUUUUUACUAUCCAAAGUUUUGAUGAUAAGUUCGUGUAUUAUUUUUUCUUUGUUAAGUUACAUGUUUAUUUGAA